AUGAGCUUCAUCAACUGCUGCAAAUGCAAUCUCUGGACCAACACGCUUCAGCUCCAUAAGCAUUGUCCAAUCCCGACCCGGUAUCUGAAGAAGUUCAUCAAGUGCGCGGGCCAUCUUGAGGAGAUCAUUUGGACGGGAAGGGGCGGUUUGGGAGCAUGGAAGUUCAUGCAGAACAGGCCAAGCGCCUUGAACGUCCGGGUCAAGUUCACACCGGUUGCUGCUUGUCUUCCACCCGAGGCUUUCGCCUACCAACACAGCCUCCCCUCCUCAGAACCCUCCUCUAAGUUGUCCCACAUUCGCGCCGGCUCUUCCCCUUGCCAGUUCUUUGGCCAUCCUACAUCACUCAUCCGGAACGAAACACCAAUCGCUCAUUGCACCAGUCGUAGAACGAGUAGCAUUGUAACCACUGAGGAUGGAUUGACGACAACAACGACUUACAAUGGCUAUAGCCGUAGAAGUAGUUCAACUAGUCUGGCUACUAGUUGGGCCUCCUCAUCCUGCGCCCAUCUUGUUCUUCAUCAUCAUCAUCCUCCUGCUGUGCUCCUUCAACCGGCUUCCAUCAUCAAUCAAUCCUCAAACAUGGGAUUCAAUGUAUCAGUUGGGACUAUUGUCCCCCAAUCAAAAAGGUAG
Messenger RNA from Puccinia graminis f. sp. tritici CRL 75-36-700-3, 630 nucleotides. RefSeq lists its product as uncharacterized. The transcript is spliced from 2 exons. The coding region runs from base 1 to 630 and encodes 209 amino acids. Lineage: Eukaryota; Fungi; Basidiomycota; Pucciniomycetes; Pucciniales; Pucciniaceae. The record is from RefSeq and is a predicted model, not a curated record.